This is a messenger RNA of Penicillium canariense, 525 nucleotides long. RefSeq lists its product as uncharacterized. The transcript has a single exon. Lineage: Eukaryota; Fungi; Ascomycota; Eurotiomycetes; Eurotiales; Aspergillaceae. The record is from RefSeq and is a predicted model, not a curated record. Bases 1 to 525 code for a protein of 174 amino acids.
AUGCAAGUCCCCGGGAGCAAACCUCUAACCCGUGCUCUUUUGGAAGCGUGCAAAAGUUUGGAGGCUAAUACUGAUGCGAAGCAUGGGGUGAUGGACGCUCUUGAUACUCACAUAGCUAGGUGGGUGUAUGACCACAGUGAAGCUACGAAGGCGGAACACACACCGAAGCUACCUGAUGAACGUGAUAGCAAGGAACUAGCUUACGAUGGUCCCAAUAAACGCUGGGUGAAUGUGAAACUCGAUCCUGAAAGGGACAGCCACCUGACGCCCUACCGACUGCUGCAGAAAAUGCGGUCUGCCAUUCGGGACCAGCUUGCGACUAUCACCAAAAAUCCCAAGUGCACAGGGGAGCCUUUCUGGGUCUCUAUCGAGGUGGUUGGUGGCUUUACGGACAAUGAGGCAGUUCAUGGAGCAGCAGAACAAAUUGUUUUGUCUUGGAUGAGGCGUGUGCACGCCGAAGGGCUGCCUUUCGACCACCGAGCUGUGUUCCGGAAAAUUCAUAGUGACAAAUCAAUCCUACACUAG